Messenger RNA from Schizophyllum commune H4-8, 317 nucleotides. RefSeq lists its product as uncharacterized. The record is from RefSeq and is a predicted model, not a curated record. NCBI's taxonomy places the organism in Eukaryota, Fungi, Basidiomycota, Agaricomycetes, Agaricales, Schizophyllaceae. The transcript is spliced from 3 exons. Bases 20 to 226 code for a protein of 68 amino acids.
AGUCCGCGAAGGAGGCAGUAUGGCUUCGCGCCAUACUCAACGCCAUCGGCAGGCGACGACACCACCUUCAACCAUCACAAAACCCGACACCUCGAUAUCAAGUACCACCGGCACGGAGAAUACGGCCGACAUCUUCACAAAAGCCCUACCGAUACCGGCAUUCGAGAAGCUCCGGACGCAGCUCGGAGUCGUAGAGAGGACCAAUCUACCUGAGGAGGAGAGCUGAAGGAAUCCUCGCACUCAUCGCCGAGGAGGAGUGUUGGAAUCGCGGAAGAGGCGCGAUAAGAUAGAGCGGCGAUGACGCUCAAAGGACUUCA